Messenger RNA from Asterias rubens (European starfish), 4362 nucleotides. Its product is annotated as myosin-VIIa-like. NCBI's taxonomy places the organism in Eukaryota, Metazoa, Echinodermata, Asteroidea, Forcipulatida, Asteriidae. Gene Ontology annotation, cellular component: cytoskeleton. The coding region runs from base 284 to 2176 and encodes 630 amino acids. The transcript has 11 exons. The record is from RefSeq and is a predicted model, not a curated record.
CCAAAUCUAGCACAUUUUGUUUCUGUGGAAUACAAAGUCCAGACAGAAAAGUGUUUAUUCUGACAGCUUUUAAGGUGAUUUUCAUCGCAGGCGACUUUUGAAACCAUAAAGGAAGGAAUACUUUCUCAAAAGUGUUUGGAGUUUAGUUUAUUUCUAGUCUUUACUUGAUGGGAUUUAGGCAGCUGGCUCGAAAACAACGGAGUGGUAAUAAUUUGGAGAAAGUUGACACAGAAUUCUGUGGUGCUGGCAUUUUGGAUUUACAAGAAGUUCUGGUCCAGAUAAGAUGAUGCAAGGUGAAGGUGUUUCAAGGAGAUCAGCUCAUCACAAUGGCACCCGAUCGCCGUCCCCAUCUCGGCGACGAACUCGGUCCCAAUCACCCCGACACCAAGCCCGAUCACCCUCUCCAGAUCGACGAUCAGCCCGGUCACCUUCCCCGACCCGACGGUCAGCAAGAUCACCGUCUCCGACCCGACGGUCAGCAAGAUCACCGUCUCCGACCCGACGGUCAGCAAGAUCACCGUCUCCGACCCGACGGUCAACAAGUUCACCAUCCCCAACCAGAAAAAGGGCCACAUCGCCACCAAGAGGUCGAAAGGGGGGUUGGGCACCAGCCCCUGUCCGCAACGGUGGUGUUUCAAAUGGGAUCCACACCCUGGAACACUUUGCAAAGUUGAACUUCAACAAGGCUGUGAAACGGCCGUCUAUCGUUAAAGGGAACUCUAAUGUGGAGGUGUGGCAGCAUACAACAGAGCCCAUUCAGAGAUCCUUGUUGAAACACUUGAAUGGCAACCAACAGCUGUCCGGUCAGGCUUGUACAGCCUUCAAAGCAAUCAUGAAGUAUAUGGGUGACUUCCCAACCAAGAAGUCCAACCUUCAUGGUAACUUUGUUACCGAUAAGAUCUUCCAGAGUGCCAUGAGAUACGAGGAACUCAAGGACGAGAUAUUCUGCCAAAUCAUCAAGCAGUUGACUGGUAAUAAACUCAGUGUUAGUGAGGAGCGAGGAUGGGAGCUCAUGUGGCUAGCAACUGGUAUCUUCACCAGCAGUCGUAUCCUACAGCCAGAAAUCACUAAGUUCCUUCGUUCAGCUCGUCACAAGCUGGCCCAGGACUGCUUACGACGUCAGCAUGCUAUCGCUCAAUGUCCACGACAGCGCAAGUAUCCGCCGCACUGGGUGGAGAAAGAGACCAUACAGCAUAACUUCACUCAGAUCUUUCACUUUGUGUUCUUCCCUGAUGAUAAGUCAAAUGCGUCAUUUCAGGUCUCGUCAUCUAUGACUGUUGGGGAGUUAUGCAGAAGUAUCAUUGGUCGACUUGGACUCAAAUCAACAAAAGGAUUCGGACUGUUCCUUAUCAUGAGUCAAAAAAUUGUUGCCUUGCAUGACGAGAGCGAGUUCUUCUUCGAUGCCUUGAGGAGACAGAUCGACUGGGAAGAGGAAGGUAUCAAGUCAACCAAAAGUGAGGAAAGUGAUAUGCCAGUUCUUGCCUACCAAAUGUACUUCCUGCGGAAAAUCUGGACAGAUGUUGUUCCGGGCGAGGACCCACAAGCUGACACAAUAUUCCACUACAACCAGGAACGUCCCAAGUUUCUUCGGGGUUACCAUCGAUGCCAGAGGGAGGAUGCUGUCAAGUUGGCAGCCCUGCAGUUUCGUGCUCAACACGGCAACGAUAAAUCAGAGUUACAGAAUCUGGCUCAAACCUUGUCAGAAUAUCUGCCGACAGAAAUGUUGAGAACUGCGUCUGUGGAGGAUUGGAAAAGAGCUAUAGUAUCCAUGUAUAACCAACCUGCACUGACCGCUAUGUCCAAGGAGGGAGCUAAGAUUGCAUUCCUUAAGAUUGUGUAUCGAUGGCCAACGUUUGGCUCCUCAUUCUUUGAAGCAGAGAAAGUCAUCAGAUCUGACAACACAGAGAGAGUGUUGCUUGCAAUCAACAAACGAGGAGUGCUCGUCAUCGAGGCCCAGUCAAAGGAUAUCUUGAAGACUUACCCGUAUAAUGAGAUCCAGGGCUGGGCAGGUUCGGACAGUGAUGACUUUAUUCUUACUGUUGGAAAUGAAAAGACAGGAGCCAUGAAACUACACUUCAAAACCAAAAUGGGCUACAAGAUGGAUGACCUUUUGACCUCAUAUUCUCGCUACAUGAAGAAGAACAGACUCUCCUCUUCGACUUCAAGUUCCUUGUAAACCACACCCACGAACGACUGCAAAUUCUUACACUGACGACUUUCUGAAGUGGGAAUACAAAAGGACAGUUUAUGACUCACUCUGAAAUGUCAUCAUCAUACGGCAAAGACUUGCGUCUGUGGAACCCUCAUCCUCAAAUUCUAAUGUAGGUACUAACACUUAUCACCCGUUCUGCUUCAAUCGCUGCUCUUCUCGGCUCUCCACUCCACUUUGUGACAUUGUCUAUCCAGUGCAGCCUUAGGGCGACCUCUGUCUUAACACCAUUUUGAACAAUGAACUGUAAAACUAUUUUACAAGAAUCAAGUCCGAGUCCACCAGCACCUUUCUAGAAACACUUUUUGAAUGGUAUACAGCGACAUGUAAAUCAACAGAUAGGAUAACCUACGUUCACCUCAUCCAUUGCGAGUAUUAAAAUGUUGUACAGUAUGAAUUUUGUAGCAACCUUUAAAGUAAGAACUAAAUAUCAAGCUAAUUUUAGGAUAUGCUCUAAAGAGCUCAGAUGAAGAAAAAAAGUGAGUUCACUUACCCAAAUUCUAUUUUGUAUUGUUAAGCCUUACUCCUUCUGUGGCCUUUUCGCCUACAGUACCCCAAUCCUCCAAUAUCUUCCUCUCCUAUAUCACUCCAUAUUUAAUAGUUUUGCUUCAGAUAAGAUUAAAACAGCUGACAAAGUAUUAAGCAAAUUGUUAUUUGGACUCACAGACAGCCCCCUGUCCUUCUGAAUCCUUCAUUUUGGCAAAGAGGAGACAGAAGGACUUGGGAGGGUAAGGGUUUAAAGGUCAAGUUUCAUGUAAAAGUAAGAAUAUAAUAGAAUAAUAGGUAAGGCUGUGUCUGAAACAGCGACUGCGGCUACAGCUACGGCUAGAUCAGCGCAUCUGCCAAUGUUGAAGAAUAGGCAGACGAACGUGAUCUAGCCGUAGCUGUAGACGAAGUCGCUGUUUCUGACACGGCCUAAUUAAUCAACUUUAGUUUCCUUCACUCAAAAUACUAUCAGAGGGAGAUUUAGUCCCACUAAUUAAGACCCCUUGCAAAUGGCUGCCUUUACUGAGGUCAAAACAUGCAUGUCUGUAUAUUCCAUGCACAACUCUCAGCCAAUGACCAGUCUUUAUUGACCUCAAGAAGGGCGCUACGAGGGAUGUUGACAUAAUAUAUAAGGGGUCUAUCUAACUGUUUUGAGAUACGCCAUAGUACAGAAAAUAGAGAAAAUCACACUGAGUGAUGUUUGGUGCUAAAUCGUUGGGGAAUAAUGUGUCGGUUUAAAAUCUGAAAUGUGACAAUCAAAAGUUGGACAACAAAAUGCCCAACCUUUCUUAAACAACUCACAAAUGUUGUACAAAUAUUGAAUGCGUCAUAUUGAUACCUUGUCACUAACCUAGGGUCCUGGUAGGAAUGAGCUGAAAACAGCCCUGAUUGGCUCCCAAGGGUGACUACUUUGCACACAUGCUUGUUAAACGACAGUUUGAAGGUUGCAUUAUUUACCACAAAUCCUUUACAGGUUUUGAAUAAAAAAAUAAUAUAAUGACCGAUGGUUGGUGCUUAUUUCAAGAUGUUUUUAAGUAAACGACAAUCAGAAGUAUUUUUCAAACUUAUAACCAUGGAUAUCAAAUUUGAAGAAGGAAUAGAUGAAAUUAGUUUUUAAAAAGAAAAAAAAAAAGGAAUCCAAAAAGUUUACAAAUACAUACCAACCGUCCACCAUUUUUAAAACUCGGCCCAGACUUUGGGAUUUUGAAGGCCCUUUCUCUAUAUGCAGUAUUGUUAUUGUUUACUCUUGUAUUUAUUAAUUAAUUUCUGGGCUUAAUUUCGUGGCGCUGCUUCCUGUGGAACCUAGCGCGCCGCUUUAGAGGAUGUUGUAUGCACAGAGUCCCACGGUAAGCAGCGUUAGAAAUUAGACUUCGGUUUAAAUUACGCAUAAGUUAUAUUUAUCGCAACUCAUAGAUUGUAUUUAAGUUCAUGCCGUAAAUAUGUGCCAUAAUAAUCAAUGUCAAAAACAAAUAAGAUUUGUUCAGCCUAGAAAAUAUUUAUUCACGCCAACAGUUUAUGUAUCAGUUGUAGAAUUGUCGGUGUAACAAGUUAAAGCAUUAAAAUCCAUUAAAAACAAUAAAGCUUUGUAUUCUCACCUUAAAAGAGGUCUUAGAUCCAAAACAGUCAUACCAAUCUUAUGUAUUAAAAAUGUUGAGUUAUUCACACAA